Molecule: messenger RNA, 1966 nt
Organism: Neltuma alba
Lineage: Eukaryota; Viridiplantae; Streptophyta; Magnoliopsida; Fabales; Fabaceae
Product: formamidase
Exons: 8
Coding region: 405-1760 (451 amino acids)
Molecular function (GO): hydrolase activity, acting on carbon-nitrogen (but not peptide) bonds, in linear amides
Source: RefSeq, a predicted model, not a curated record
ACCAGCCGUUGUUGUAACUAUUGUCACUAGCAGAAACAUCUCAUGAUGAUGAAGCACCAACCCCCGACCACACAAAGUUUUCUAGUCGUAGUUGCAAAUCCUCUAUCAUCACUAGGAGGAGGAGAGCACAGCGUUAUCUCCUAAAAGCAGAACUGUUCUGAAGAAUUUUUUAAGCACCUAUCUAACGUCAUCAGUUCGAAAUGGCAAUAAUUGAUAGAAUCGUGAAAAUAUAAAACUUCUCAAAUGGGCCAAAACGUGUCCGAGGACCAUUAGAGCUAGUUAGUCCAACUUGUGGUCCCCGGUGGAAAGACGAACUCCUUCCUUGGCCUGUCCUGAACCCAACAUUUGAAUGGAUAUCUACGACUACACCAAAGUUGUGGAUUUUAAAUGCAUCUGCACAGUCCAUGGCACCACCAACUCCAAGACUGGUAGUACCAAUAGACCUAAACAAGAGGCCUUGGGACCAAACGCUUCCUCUCCAUAACCGAUGGCACCCUGGCAUACCCCCUGCUGCAGAUAUUGUUACUGGAGAAGUCUUUAGGGUAGAAAUGGUAGACUGGACUGGAGGUUCUAUUAAAGAUGACAAUUCAGCACUAGACAUAAAACUCAUGGACCUCUCUACUGUCCACUAUCUAAGCGGGCCAAUUAGAAUUUUGGAUGAAGAUGGGACCCCAGCGAAGCCGGGAGAUCUGCUGGCAGUUGAAAUAUGCAACUUGGGUCCGCUACCUGGAGAUGAAUGGGGUUAUACUGCAAUAUUUGACAGAGAAAAUGGGGGUGGUUUCUUGACUGAUCAUUUUCCUUGCGCAUCAAAGGCUAUAUGGUACUUUGAAGGGAUAUAUGCCCAUUCCCCUCAAAUCCCUGGUGUGAGGUUUCCAGGUUUAACUCACCCAGGGAUAAUUGGAACCGCACCUUCAAUGGAACUCCUCAACAUCUGGAAUGAAAGGGAGAGAGACGUCCAAACAAAUGGGCUCCAAUCAUACAAACUCUGCGAGGUUUUGCAUUCCCGACCUUUGGCAAACUUACCAUCACCAGAAGGAUGUCACCUUGGAAAGAUCCAAAGGGGCACGCCUGACUGGGAGAGGAUUGCAAAGGAAGCCGCAAGGACAAUUCCAGGAAGAGAAAAUGGUGGGAAUUGUGACAUCAAGAAUCUCAGCAGAGGUUCCAAGAUAUACCUUCCGGUAUUUGUUGAGGGAGCAAACCUUAGCACUGGCGACAUGCACUUUUCUCAGGGAGAUGGCGAGGUUUCAUUCUGCGGCGCAAUAGAGAUGAGUGGUUUCCUAGAACUGAAGUGUGAAAUUAUAAGGGGAGGAAUGAAAGAGUACCUGACACCAAUGGGGCCUACACCUCUUCAUGUGAACCCAAUAUUUGAGAUCGGUCCGGUGGAGCCAAGAUUCUCAGAGUGGUUGGUUUUUGAGGGAAUCAGUGUGGAUGAAAGUGGGAGGCAACACUUCCUGGAUGCGAGCGUUGCCUACAAGCGAGCAGUGCUCAAUGCCAUUGACUACCUAUCCAAAUUUGGCUACUCUAAAGAACAGAUGUACCUGUUACUGUCUUGCUGCCCGUGCGAGGGAAGAAUCUCGGGGAUAGUGGAUGCCCCUAAUGCAGUUGCAACCCUAGCUAUUCCAACUGCAAUCUUUGACCAGGAUAUUCGUCCUAAAAAGAACAAGGUGCCACUUGGACCUCGCUUGGUUAGGAAACCGGAUGUUUUCAAAUGCACUUAUGACGGGAGUUUGCCCAUCACCAAGAACCCCAGUGCUAUGUGAUGACUUAAAUUAACCGUUCAAAUCUGGAAAACAAGAAGGCGCGAUCGGAACUUUAUCACGUAGGUACUUCAACUAAAAUAUAUGGAAAAAAGUACUAAUGUUCAUGGUCAUAAUGGAGAAAUCCCCAAAGAAUUGCUAUUAUUUGGCAUUAUGUAAUGUUGAACAACGCUUGAGAAGCAUUAUGUCAAAGGUGAGUAUCAUAUGCA